GAGAAUAACGCGAUCACGCUGACAGCUGGGAAGCCGACGUGAAAGGGAUGGAAAAUGACUGUCUUUAAGGCAGCAUCGCAACUUCACCAAGCCCGAUUUUAAAGGCGCAGGAUAAGGACGCCAGCCUUUUAUUUCUUCACCUUGGGCCUUUGGCGCGUGUGCACCACGUGACUCAAGAGUCCUUUGGCUUUUCCGGCUCGAGGGAAGCUUUCUUCCUUCACAGUUUCUUUUCAUUGUUCACUGCGGAUAUAUGGAGGCCCUGGAGGUGCCCUGAAGGUAGCAGGCGCCUUGGACCUCUGCUCGCUUCUGCCACUAAAAACUUCAAAAUCGCCUUUUUCUCGCAGCCAGGCUCGGUGGGACGCCUGCGCUCUGUCUGGUCCCGCCCCUGCGGCCGGGGCCGCCGCGGUGCAUUGUGGACACGGUAGUUCCCGCCGCGUUGAUGGCUGCGUUUAGCGUGAGUGCUGCGCGGAGUUGUUGAGUGAAGUGGACUUGAUUCGCGGACUGGAAUGUAACAGGCACCGGAGGAUCCCCGCCCUGUCAUCUGGUUCUGGGGCUUGCGACUGAGGUUGGAUGUCCCGGAUCGUUGUCUAAUGGAGAGAACUCACUAGACUUCGUUGCUGUUAAAUAACCCCCAAAGCAGAACCUUGAUUUGUCUGUGAGAGACAGAAAAUCAUCUUUUAAAAAGUUGUGCUUCGAUUCUCCCCUCCCCACCCCCAAUCUCUUAAUUAUGCUGUAAACGUAGGACUUUUGGAACGUCUCUCUCACUCUCUGGUGCUGAUCCCACUGCAGAAUGACUUUCUGUUUCACUGGUAUCCGAAGCUUUCCUAAGCUUUGGAAGAGCAACCCAUACCUUGGACUAGGCCCUGCACACUCUUCUGUCUGUCUCUUUCUCAAAGACUGUUAUGGCAUCAGGAACCAACAGAAGUGGUUUUCUCUUAAAACAGCAUCUCCACAAAAUACCAAAGCAGUGAAUCUGCUGAUUGCCAAAGCCCAAUAUCCCCGGAAAGGAGAUAAGGGCAAUAAGAAGCAAGUUUCUUCUGAUUCUCCUCAUCUUUUUGCAGCUGGAGCAGCUAAGAAAAGAUCACAGAUGAAUCCUCAGAGUAAAGAUCAUGUCUUGUCACCUGUGAGGGACACUAUUCAACUUCCAACGAAACCUUUGAAUUCAGAGGAGUGGGAUAAACUUAAAGAAGAUUUCAAAGGAAAAGCUAAUUUUGAAAAUUGGAUCAGCUCACAAAUGGCUCACUGCCGUAGCUCUGUGGAUGUGGCCAAAUCUCUGCUAGCCUGGGUAGCUGCAAAGAACAAUGGUAUUAUAGGCUAUGAUCUGCUGGUCAAGUAUUUGUAUCUUUGUGUCUUUCAUAAGCAGACUUCGGAAGUUAUUGACGUCUAUGAAAUCAUGAAAACCAGAUACAAGAGUUUAGAAUCCGGAGGGAAUAGUCUUCUCAUCCGAGGAUUAAUCCAUUCAGACAGGUGGAGGGAGGCCUUGCUGCUGUUAGAGGACAUCAAAAAAGUAAUGAUCCCUUCGAAAAAGAACUAUCAUGACUGUAUCCAGGGAGCCCUCCUGCAUCAAGAUGUAAAGACAGCUUGGGAUUUGUAUCAGGAACUGUUAGGUCAUGAUGUUGUUCCUAUGUUGGAAACUUUAAAAGCCUUCUUUGAUUUUGGAAAAGAUAUAAAAGAUGAUCAGUAUUCAAACAAACUACUGGACAUUCUUUUAUAUCUAAGAAAUAAUCAGCUGUAUCCUGGGGAGUCAUUUGCACAUAGUAUAAAAACGUGGUUUGAGAGUGUUCCUGGAGAACAAUGGAAGGGACAAUUCACCACAAUCCAGAAAAGUGGUCAAUGUUUGGGCUGUGGAAAAACCAUAGAGUCUAUUCGCCUGAGUCCAGAAGAGUAUGAGUUUCUCAAGGGGAAAAUCUUGAGGGAUGUGAUAGAUGGAGGUGACCAAUACAAGAAGACGACUCCUCAGGAACUUAAGAGAUUUCAGAACUUUGUGAAACACUGUCCUCCUUUUGAUAUUGUCAUUGAUGGGCUCAAUGUUGCCAAAAUGUUUCCUAAAGCUCGUGAAUCUCAAGUCCUCUUGGAUGUGGUCUCUCAACUAGCCAAGCAGAAUCUGCGACUGCUGGUGCUGGGCCGGAAGCACAUGCUGAGGCAGGGUUCCCGGUGGAGAAGAGAUGAGAUGGAAAUGGUGCAAAAGCAAGCCAGCUGUUUCUUUGCUGACAACAUCUCGGAGGAUGAUCCGUUCCUUCUGUAUGCCACUCUGCACUCGGGGAACCACUGCAAGUUUAUCACAAAAGAUCUGAUGCGGGACCACAAGGCCUGUCUACCUGAUGCCAAGACCCAACGCCUGUUCUUUAAGUGGCAGCAGGGACAUCAGCUGGCAAUUAUUAACAGGCUUCCAGGAUCAAAAAUAACCUUUCAGCGUAUUCUCAGCCAUGACACAGUGGUGCAAACAACUGGAGACUCGUGGCACAUACCAUAUGAUGAAGACCUGGUGGAAAGGUAUUCCUAUGAAGUACCAACCAAAUGGCUUUGCCUUCACCGAAAGACAUAAAGACUCUUACCCUCGUGCUAAAUUUGUGUUUGGCUGCCUUCCUGGUUGACAUCAGAGCUCUUAAGUCAAUGCUUGUUUAAAGCAUUGCUUCAUCCUGUUUGAUCCAGUUUAUCCUGUUUGGUCCAGUUGGUUUGUAUGUCAACAAAUUGAUUUUUUAAUUAAAUGCGAUAAUAUCUUUUCACAACCAGUUACAUUUUUCCCCCUAACGUUUGUUUUUGGAGGUUUAUCCAGAGUUGGGGAACUCAGUGCAGAAUAAAGCCUACGUUUCUCCCA
Equus caballus (horse) is the source of this 2818-nucleotide messenger RNA. It is a transcript of the gene PRORP, whose product is annotated as protein only RNase P catalytic subunit. Gene Ontology annotation, molecular function: ribonuclease P activity; protein binding. Gene Ontology annotation, cellular component: mitochondrion; mitochondrial ribonuclease P complex. The record is from RefSeq and is a predicted model, not a curated record. Lineage: Eukaryota; Metazoa; Chordata; Mammalia; Perissodactyla; Equidae. Gene Ontology annotation, biological process: mitochondrial tRNA 5'-end processing; tRNA 5'-leader removal.